AUGAUUUCUUCAUCAUCUUCCAAGAAGCCUUACGAUGAUGAUGAAUCGACCAUCACAUCCACAACCAUCUCAACAACAACAACAACCAACGGUGGUAGUAGUGGCUGCGGAAACACCACAGAAAAUGAAUUAGAUGCCAAACCAUUCAUUUCCGAAGCCAUCGGAGAUUCUCAUCAAUUACAACAAUUUGAAACACAAUUUGUAACCAAUGUUUAUAAUGAAAUUGCUCCACAUUUUUCGAAUACGAGAUAUUCAAGAUGGCCGUUUAUUAAUGAAUUUAUUUUAGGAAAGAAGAAUUGUUUAUUUGCUGAUGUCGGAUGCGGAAAUGGAAAAUACAUGCAAUCAUGGAAAGAAACCAUUCAAUUUUACAAUGGCACUUCUCUCAGUAAAACAUCCACCAGCAAUUGUUUCAUUGGAACAGACAUUAGUUUGGGAUUGGCAGAAAUUUGUAGAGAUCGCGAUUUAGAAGUUCUAGUUGCUAAUAACACACAAUUACCAUUUCGAGGAGAAUAUUUCGAUGUGGUCAUUAGCGUGGCUGUGAUUCAUCAUUUUGCUACUCGAGAACGAAGAAUGCAAGCCAUCCGAGAAUUAUUUCGAAUUUGUAAGAAGGGUGGAGAAGUGUUAAUUUAUGUAUGGGCAUUUGAGCAAGCACCUAAGAAGAAGUCUGUAACAGGAGAAGAUGGCACCACAUCAACGCCCUCGUAUCGAUAUGCACAACAGGAUGUUUUUGUUCCAUGGCAUUUGCAGAAACAAUUUGAUUCCAAGAAGACUAAAUCAUCGAAAGAAACACCUGAAUCUGCACCAUCAUCUAUACAGGAGACAAGCUCCUCUUCCAACAUGAAUAUUUUACCAAAUGUGACACAAGGUAGCGAAGGUGAAAAAGUUUACAAACGAUAUUACCAUUUAUUUAAGAGAGGAGAAUUGGAACAACUAGUGCAAGAUGCAUCUGUUAUGAUGGAUGAUAGCUCUGGAGAGCAACGCACACUAUUCGAGUUUGAAUUUGUGAAGAAUUAUUAUUUUGAAAAAGAUAAUUGGGGAGUUGUUUGCAGAAAGAAAUAA
Molecule: messenger RNA, 1059 nt
Organism: Naegleria fowleri
Lineage: Eukaryota; Heterolobosea; Eutetramitea; Acrasida; Naegleriidae
Exons: 2
Coding region: 1-1059 (352 amino acids)
Biological process (GO): tRNA wobble uridine modification
Cellular component (GO): cytoplasm; nucleus
Molecular function (GO): S-adenosylmethionine-dependent methyltransferase activity; tRNA binding
Source: RefSeq, a predicted model, not a curated record